This is a messenger RNA of Styela clava, 1763 nucleotides long. The record is from RefSeq and is a predicted model, not a curated record. NCBI's taxonomy places the organism in Eukaryota, Metazoa, Chordata, Ascidiacea, Stolidobranchia, Styelidae.
UCUCUGUAGAUAUAUGUAACACAAUUAUAUUCUCGAUAUUUUUUAGUACAUACAAGAAAUAAUACAGGCUAUAUAUACUUUAGGGAAGCCUAAUGUGUCGAUGUGACUAUUCCGAAAUGAGUACAGCGGCUUUGGAUGUCAAUUGUCCCCAGUGAGAACAGAAUUGCUCUACUAAAAGUUUUAAAUAAUCUAUAUAUGACUUGAUACAAGAAACACUGUUUAAUUGUGAAAUACGUUUUUCAGCACAGCACCGAGUGAUUACAGGUGGCAAAUUCUAACACAUACCGUCAUAUAUAUAUAUAUAUAUAUAUGAACGUGUUGGAACGUUUUACACACUCAAGUCAAUUCAAUACCCAAAUACGUUGGUAAAAUUCUAUUCGUGAGGAUAGUUUGAAAAUAUUUCGACAUUUUAGUUACUUGAACAAUUUCAAAUGCAGAGUGGACAGAAAGUUUAUGUUUGUCAACACUGUGGAAAAAGUGUUUUGAAAAAUCCUAUCUUAAAACGGCAUAUUCGAAUCCACACUGAGCCAUAUGUUUGCAAACAUUGUGGAAAGCGUUUCUAUUCAAAUAGUCAUUUAAAACAGCAUGAACGAACUCAUACCGGAGAAAAGCCAUACGUUUGUAAACACUGUGAAAAGCGUUUCUCUUCAUGUUUUAAUUUAGUAAUACAUACUCGAACCCAUACAGGAGAAAAGCCAUACCUUUGUAAGCAAUGUGGAAAGAAUUUUUCUGUGAAUUCAGUCCUUCAACGUCAUAUUCGAACCCAUACAAGAGAAAAGCCACAUGCUUGUAAACACUGUGGAAAGCAUUUUGCUACAAAGGAAGAUUUAAAAACCCACAUCCGAACUCACACUGGAGAAAAGCCAUAUGCUUGUAAACACUGUGGAAGACGUUUUUCUGGAAAUUCUGAAUUAACUAUCCAUGUCCGAAGACAUACUGGAGAAAAGCCAUAUAGUUGUGACCACUGUGUCAAGCGUUUCUUAAGCGCCUCCGAUUUCAGAAGGCAUACUCGAAUCCUCACUGGAGAAAAACCCUAUGAUUGCAAAUAUUGUGAAAAGAUUUUCUCAAACACUUCUGAUUUAAAAAGGCAUAUUCGAAUUCAUACUGGCGAAAAACCGUAUGUUUGUGCAAUGUGUGGAAAACCUUUCAAGCAAAAUGGACAAUUACAAGUACAUACGCGGAUUCACGCGAAGUAAAAAACAAUUGCAAAAAUUGUUUAGUCUUUCCUGUAUGAAAGGUGCGAAGUUAUAAUGUACUGUAAAUUGUUUCAAUUAUAACGGGAAACAGCAAAAAUGUUGCGGUCUGUUUUGCAUGUUGCUGUCUGUUGUCCAAGAAUUUUCAAUUUACUGAAAAAUUUUCGGAACAGUUUUAUUAAUUAUAAUAUAUACCAAUACUAAACAAAAUACUAUAUUUUAAUCUGCAUAAAAUGCGAUAAAAGUAGAAUCGUCAAAAACAAAUUGACUAAUAUCGGGUCUGUGGUAAGUUCGUUAUGAUUAAACUUCCAACACAAAUCUUUGGACAUUUCGAGAAUUGAAAAUAGUUAUUGUGUAGAUUUUAUCGUCACUUCACUGACACAGCUCAAAUGAUGGAGCUAGACUAUUUAGAAAGCUCCUGUUACGGUUGAACGUACGAUUAGUUUAAUAAAAUAUUAUAAAUUGCGAAUUCCACAGUGUUGUAGCGACAUUUGGUGUGAUACUUACUCUAUAUGAACUUGUUCAAGCACUAUUGGGCCUUUUCAAAUAGGAAAGAACGGUGUUCGUGUA